UUCGGCGCCGCCAAACACUUCCCGCAGAACUCGUGCUAUUGUCUGCGCAAAGACGUCAACGACUGCGACAAAGACGGCCUUCUCGAGCUCUCGCACUGUUUGCGACAGACGGGCGGCGCUCCCGUCGUGCUCUCGUGGCCGUACUUUAUGGACGCCGACCGCCGCCUCCGCGACGACAACAUGCGGCUUCGGGGGGCGCUUCCCCUCACGUUCGACAAUUACGGCACUUUCCUCGACAUCGAACCGACGACGGGCGCGCCGCUGAAUGCCGUGAAGCGAAUGCAACUCAAUGUCCGCAUCGGACACUCGGAGGCCAUAAAACAACUGAACGCCACGCGCAAGGGAAAGGACUUCUUGGUGCCCGUGCUUUGGGUCGAACAGUCGGGCGCUUUAGACGACAAGUUCGCGGAAAUGUUUAAAUCGCAACUCAUAAACACGAAGCGCGCGGUGACCGCAGUUUCCGUCGGCCUAAUCGUCGUCGGCGUUCUCGCGCUCGUAAUCGCCGUCUAUUUGGUCUUC
Molecule: messenger RNA, 519 nt
Organism: Oppiella nova
Lineage: Eukaryota; Metazoa; Arthropoda; Arachnida; Sarcoptiformes; Oppiidae
Source: the annotation of a GenBank genome assembly